GUCUUCCAUUCUUAGUUUCGCUUUGAACACGGAACACAUAAGUGCGUGGGACGUGUACCUCCUAGCUUUGGGGGGGUUCUUGUGUACAGUUCGUUAAGAUACGUGGAUUAUACGUAGUGAUAAUUGCAAAGAGGGUUUAAUCUGCGCGCAGGGAAAAGGAACAGACAAGGAACCAUAUAAAAUCAGAGUGGAAACAAUGUUUUUUUUAGGCGUGUGGCAAAGCAGGCGAGACGGCGCACGGGGUCUUGAUCUGCCUUGGUUCUCUUGCCUCCUGUUGCUGAUGCUGCUUGCCCUUGCUCAGAGGACCUCCGCGGGGGUCGUGCGGAGCUCCGAGUCGUCGUCGUCUGAGGACAUCUCCUUCGACGAAUUCCUGAGGGAUUUUGAAUCCAGGAAGAGCAGCAACGAGUUCCCCAGCCUGAACAACUACGACGACAUCUUCAACAACAACAACUCUGUCGGGUUGGUCUUCAGGAACUCGGACUUCAACUACCCCAACAUUCCCGCCGCGCCGAAGUUCGAGUGGAAGGACCUCCCCACCCCGCCUACGAUCGACUGGAGUUCCUACGAGACCAGCAACGUGAACACCUCCGCCUACAGUUACAGCGGCGGCCGCAUCUUGUUCAUUCCCAUCGGGGCCAUCCUCUUCCUGAUCAGCCUGUGUCUCCGCAUGUGCAUCUGCAGCGCAAAGAAGCCCGUGGCCACCACGAUAACUGUCGUCAGGAGAACCGUCGUCAUCCCCGUGGAGGGGCGUCCGGACGUCGAGGAGGGCGCGGACCAGCCCCCUUCGUACGCGGACGUGCAGAAGGAAGACUCUCCUCCUCCCUACUCCGAAGUGUGUGUCCCUGCUUCAGACACUGCGCAGGAGGCCACAGAGCAACCCACGCCCUCAAGCGCAAAGGAGGGCGCCCAGCAGGCCUCGACCGCUGCGCUCCCGAAGAGACGUCGACGACUAACGUGUUCUCUGGGCGCCCCAGGUUCCUUCAGUCACAGUACUCGUACAAGCCCCUCGAGUAGAGCACGACCUCCAGUCACGUCUGACCACCAUGCCAAUAUCUAAAACGGGGCGUGGCUGCUUGUUCGUGACGUCACUUGGGUGUUGUUUGGCCCCAAGAGAGCUGUACACGUUUGGAUGGUAGCAGAUGAGCGAGGAAAAGAGUCUUGUUCGUGUUAUCCUUGUAAGAAGGGACGGAUAGAGAGGAAGAGAGGGCGCAGAUGUUUAGAAAAAAGGAGAAGUGCAAAGUGUGAAGCAGAAAGAGAGAGAAAGAAAACGGGAAGAGGCUAGACUUGCCGUAGGUGGAAUCUGCCUACCGCGUCUGGCCCUUGAGUUGGCAACACUGUCGUGCGCUCGUCUGCAGGAACGAACUGAACAGAAAUUCAAGACCUAAUUGCAAUCAAAACCACUUGGAAAAAAAUCUAAAUUGUUCUUUUCUUUCGGAAUACUUAAAUUUCUUAAGAUGGUUUAAAUAGAGAAAAAAAAAGUGGAGAAAAAGAAUCACGUGAGGUAAUCUGCCUGCCUUGCCUUGCCUGCGAGAGGGAGGGAGAGGGAGAGGGAGAGGGAGAGGUAUCUUCCGACACUUGCAAGAAUGUCGCUGCAAGAACCGCGCCAAAUUCCUUGCAACUGUCUGCGCUGAGUGGCUGGUUGACCCCCCUCCCCCCCCCUCCCCCGUUUGCCUCUUUUGUAAAACUUGUUGGUGAUCUUGAAGUACUUAGACCCGGUGCUAAACACGAUUAAAAAAAAAAAGGGGUUGGAUUUUGACGUCGUGUGAAGGGACGAGUGAGAGUGAGUGAGUAAUCAAACCCGCUGAUGCAGUGUAGUUUGUUGCAAAUUCUUACAUUGUUUUUUCUUUUCUUUUUUUCUUUUUUUUUAUCAACACGGUCGGUUUUUUUCUGAUCGUUUCUUUGUGAUGUGUAAUUGGUGUAGAUUUUUUUUUUUUUAAUUCUAGGUUUCUUUUCGCAACGAAAGGAUGUCUAUUGACUAUUUUUUUUUCUUUCAAAUCGGGAAUGGCUGCAUUGUAGCAGACCAGGUACUCUUUAUAUGUACAUUCUCUUUGUGUUCGUUGUGUAUGUAUAACGAAAGGUAGCGUUUAGGUAAUCUUAACAAAUCUGGUUCAAGAAAGCAUAAUAGAAAACCUUGUACCUUUUACUUCAGAGUAUUUGUAUUUCUUUCUUGUUGUUUUUCACUUCUUUUCAUCAAUAUCACCACAUUUUCUUUAUUGUACGUUCCCUUUUUCUACUCCAUACCAUUUCCAUAUUUUCUGUCAUUCACAAAAAAAAAAACCUUUUCUGUCGUGUGUUCAUUCGUUUAACGAUUGUGAUAAUUGGUCGUAAGGAUAGUAAAUGAACAAUUGCCAGAUUUGUAUUUUUUUCUACUUAAGGCAGUUGAGAGAAACCCUGAUAAUUAAGGGUAAGAUGCAAAAAAAAAAAUCUGUUCCGUUGUAUGGAACAAAGAAUGAGGUUGUUGUAAAACGAGAAAAUAUUAAUUAUUUUUUUGUAAUGAAUAGUUGUUUAUAUAUUGUUUUUGUAUUUGGGGCAUUUCCUAACAUGGGGAAUUUGUUGUCAUACGGAAUAUAAGGUUCGGUUCGUGUAGAUAGUGGAAAGAACCUUCUCUAAUCGAUAUGCAUGUGCUAUCAUUUUUUUUUUAUCUUCAAAGAAUCAAAAUUUAUAAUAAUCAUGGUUAUGAGAUGAUUUUAUGACAGCGCAAGACCGCCUGACUGAUAUGUAGGUUAUCUGAGAUGGUCAUUUAGGUUAUCUGAGAUGGUCGUUCAUUUCUUUUCAUCUAAAUUGCUUCAUUGUUCAUCCGAUCAUCAUUUCGAGCUCUGUGUCUAAAUCCUGUGUAGUAAGGUCACUGUGAUUCGCGUCUACGCUGUGAGACUUUAUACUGCUGUAAUAACGCCUAUUAGUGUUAAUAGGAGUUGCUUCCCAAGUUUUGUUUCCUUCUGCCAAAAAAAGAAGAAGAAAAAAAGUGGAAAAUCCCACUGAAUAGAUCCUAAUGUAUUUUGUUAUGUAGUAUGUUGUAUGUGAAAAAAUAUGUGGAAUAGGAAUAUAAUUUUUAAAAAAGUGAAAAAAAUGCUAAGUGACCUUUGAAAGUACAGAAGUGUCUGUGCCUUUUUUUAAGCAGUGAAAUGAAUUGAUUUUGAUUCUACAAUUGUAUUUAAAACAAUGUGUAAUCAAAGAAGUGGAAAUGAUUUGGAGACUUAAUUCAGGAUAUGGAGAUGAUGAAUCCCCAGCCAUGAUAUAAAAUAUAUUUACUUUUUUGAGUUUGUUUAAUAAAUUCUCUUGAUAAA
Penaeus vannamei (Pacific white shrimp) is the source of this 3284-nucleotide messenger RNA. RefSeq lists its product as uncharacterized. NCBI's taxonomy places the organism in Eukaryota, Metazoa, Arthropoda, Malacostraca, Decapoda, Penaeidae. The record is from RefSeq and is a predicted model, not a curated record.